Molecule: messenger RNA, 1910 nt
Organism: Ectocarpus sp. CCAP 1310/34
Lineage: Eukaryota; Phaeophyceae; Ectocarpales; Ectocarpaceae
Source: the annotation of a GenBank genome assembly
CUCGCCGGCGGGUUGACAGUGAGUCCUCUCGAAAGCAAUCAGUCACAGGACGGGACCGUGUGGACACAAAUCCUCUGGACAGAAGAGAAUGAGGGGCGGAUUUGAGUUGUGACAUGAGAGGGUCUCCCACACUUUCGGCGGUUUUGCUAACCCGCCCAUGGGCAAGCCUAUGGACAACCUACGCUAGGCACUUCGUGCGCAGCCCAUGCACCGUCAGUGAGUGCCCUUCAGCCGGAAGCAGUGUACUCCUAAACAAUACGUGGAGGUUAUCUCUCUUGGUGAUAAGCUUGCAGCGGUAGCGCGUCGGGCUGGACCGCUUUGGACAGCUUACCGCAGGUGCUCGCUGAGAAGCAAGACAACCUGCUGUAUGCGAGAGGUGGACCACUGCCGAGUGCUGUUUCGCAACUCGGUGACCCUCAUAACGUACAAGAUGUUGUUGAUGAUGUCGUUGAUACAGGCUGACCCCAGGGCCUGGUUUUGAUUGAAGAAUGAUGAGAGAGAGAAGGAGAGAGAGCGAGAGAGUGAGCGAGAGAGAGCUAGAGCGAGCGAGCGAGCGAGCGAGCGAGAGAGAGAGAGAGAGAGAGAGAGAAAGAGGCGCGCGGGCCAGCUCUCGAUCACUAGAAACAAUAACAACAAAAUCUACUGCUGUUGGAGACCCCGAACAGUCAACCGGCUGUCUUGGGGUUUCCCCAGAAAACUGUUCUGACCGUUUGCUGACAGUCCCGUGCGGGAACGUGAAUCACACAGCAUGUGGUCUCCACUCUACUGUAACUGCACUUCUACCGGUACCAUUCUACAGCAUAGUCUACACAGACCUAGGGUGCACACACAAUGCUACGCCAUACCUUGGGGUACGGCUUCUUUUGUCUAUGUUUCCUGCAGCGAACACAGAAGGGAUAGAACUUGGCUACCGUCCCCAUGGACAGUUAAUGAAUAGCCCUUGCAAUCCUUGCAAUCCCUGCUUUGUUAAGAACGGGCAUUAUGACGGGUAAAAACCCAACGGUAACGCUAACCCUAACCCUAACCCUAACCCCAAGCCAACACGAUACGUGCUAGGUUGAUGUGCCGGUGGCGAAGUUAGGCCAAAGUGCCAACGGGCACUUCGUGGGCAGUUCAUGGGCUGCCGAUGGGCUCAGUCAUGGGCAGCUCAUGGGCCGUCCAUGAAGUGCUCGGGCGGUUUAUAACUUUGCAACACUGCCAAUGGUGUGGGAGAUUGUGACAAGAUGGGGCGACCUUGCGCGGAGCUCGAAGGUGGGCACGCAGGCACAGCCUGUGGGACACGGGCCAGAGACGCCCCUGAGCUGGUGUGCUUAAGUUGCAUGGCCAGGCAAAAGUCCCGUCGUUGAAGGCGGGGCGAAAACAGGAUCCGCACGACGUACUCGUGCACAUGAUUUGCGUACUACUGUAGCACUCGCGUGCGCAUACAAGACAGUCAAGGUCUCCCGGGAGGAAGCAUAUGCUCCACAGGGUACUCACCCUACACCUACCUCUAUUAAGUAUCCGAAGAUUGAGUAACUCCCCCUCCCUGCAAAACUCUGCAGGGUCAAACAGCAAACAAUCAUAUCGUGAAGAUCAUAUCUUCUCUUGUUCCGCUGCUGCGGCGGGUAGGCGGUUGGCUAAAACACGCUACACAAUGAUUGGGAAAAACAAAUACGAACACAGAAAGGCCACGCGUUCGAGAUACAACAACAGUCGAAAGAGAUGUGUCGGAGUCAUUGCAAUUAGUGGAGGGAAACCGGCUGCUGCAGGGGAGUGCGGUCAUGCGGCGGAGUUGCAGCGAAUGCGGCGGAAUUAUGGCCGUUUCGAAACUCCACUGCUGCUUUAUGUAUGUAGGUGGUUGUGGGGUUGCGUGGUUGUGCCAUGUCGUGGCGUGCCGCAUUGUUAAGAUGAACAACAUAUCCACUAUGCUA